Drosophila guanche is the source of this 3392-nucleotide messenger RNA. RefSeq lists its product as uncharacterized. The record is from RefSeq and is a predicted model, not a curated record. Gene Ontology annotation, cellular component: membrane. Gene Ontology annotation, molecular function: ligand-gated monoatomic ion channel activity. Bases 256 to 2454 code for a protein of 732 amino acids. Lineage: Eukaryota; Metazoa; Arthropoda; Insecta; Diptera; Drosophilidae. The transcript is spliced from 9 exons.
CGGACCAUGCGGAUUUGGUUUGGUAUUUGACUACGGCAAACUCUUAGAACUGCCAGCAACCUUGAACACGUGAGUUGGCCAAACAUUUCCCCUUCCAACAAACUGUAAUUAGAUUACCCAACUCAGUGGCAAGUUUAAAUGUUAGUAAAUCAGGUCAGCCAACCCUACACACCGGACGACGACCCACUGACUCACUGACUGACUGACAGUUGGGGGCAGAGUUUCGGCAAAAGUUUAAUUAGAUCUGCAUACGGAAUGAAAGGUCCCGGUCCCGCACAUGUUCAUGUCCCAAAAAAACAGGUUAACGAACUGUCAGAAUGGAGUUCCGGUAGCAGUCGUGUGUCUGCUGCUGAAAGGAUGCGCUGGCGCUGGCGCUGGCUCUGGCUUUGGCUCCUGGGACUCGUGGGUUUGCCUCAGAGCUGCACAGGACUAUCGAGCAACCUGCCACUGGAUGGCUAUCUGGCUGGUCUCAAGGAGCUGCUGCAAAAGAUACUGUGGACGGCAAAUGUCAAGCGUUGCUUUGGUGUCAUCACCGAUGACCUGCACUAUCCCAUCUACGAUCGGAACUUCUUCGAGUCGGUGGGUCGCCAGCUGGUGCCGUUCUAUGUGGUGCGCGUGAACGACAGCGAGGAUCUGCGUCGUUUGCCCGGCGAUGUGGAGCUCGUGCUGCGUGCCAUCAAGGCCAGGGACUGCGAACUGCACGUGAUCACCAUCCUCAAUGGCUGGCAGGUGCAGGGUCUGCUCAAGUUUGUCUAUGAAAACAGAGCGCUGAAUAUGCAGCGAAAGUUCCUGCUGCUGCACGACUCGCGGUUGUUCUCGCCGGACAUGCUGCACCUGUGGAGCGUCUAUUUGGGCAGCGUGUUCCUCAAGCGGCAGUCGGAUAACAGUUUUCAAAUUUCCACUGUGGCCUUUCCGGGCAUUUUGAGCGGCGUUUUGGUGCUUAAAAAUCUCGCCACUUGGCAGCGCGGCAAAACCAUCCAUGAAAGGUUGCUGUUCCUGGACAAUACGCGGGAUCUAAAGGGUGCCUCAAUGUCCGUGGCUGUGGUCGAGCAUGUGCCCAUGGUGCAGUGGUCCAACACAACAAACAGCUACCAGGGCGUCGAAGUGGACAUUAUGAAUGCUUUGGGCCAGGCACUAAACUUUCAGCCAAUCUACUAUGAGCCAAACGACAGUGAGGACACGGAUUGGGAGCAGAAUGACGAUGCUUAUGGAGAGAACAAGACCCACAUCGACUCCAAGCUCAUAGCGGAAGUGGCCAUGCACGGCGCUCGUUUUGCCAUUGGCGAUCUGCACCUGUUUCAGGUUUAUCUGCGUCUGGUGGAGCUCAGUUUGCCGCAUAAUUUCGAGUGCCUGACCUUCCUCACGCCCGAGUCUUCGACAAACAACUCCUGGCAGACGUUCAUCCUACCCUUUAGCGCUGGCAUGUGGGCUGGUGUGCUGCUCUCCCUUUUCGUCGUGGGCAGCGUCUUCUAUGCCAUUAGCUUCCUGAAUGCCAUUCUCACUGGCAGCGGCCAUGAUGCUGGCUUCUCCCGCUGCUGUCGCAGGCAUCCAAGCCGUGGCGAGCCCCCCGACCCGAGCAACUAUCGCCGGCUGAGCUUCCGCGUGGCCCUGAGCCGCUAUCGUCCGCCGCUGGGUGCUGGCAAGCAUCGCGAUCUCUUCGAUGAUUAUGCCACGUGCAUUUUGCUCACCUACAGCAUGCUGCUGUACGUGGCGCUCCCCCGCAUGCCACGCAACUGGCCGCUGCGUGUUCUUACCGGUUGGUACUGGAUUUAUUGCAUACUGCUGGUGGCCACAUAUCGUGCUAGCUUUACGGCUAUAUUGGCCAAUCCUGCAGCGAGGGUCACCAUCGACACGCUGGAGGAUCUGCUGCAUUCGGGCAUACCGCUCACAGCUGGCGCAGCCGAGAACAGGCAAUUCUUUCUGGAUGCCAUCGAUGAGGUGGCACAGAAAGUGGGCGCCAAAAUGGAUGUACUCGAACACAAUGAAGAGCUGACAGCGCGCAUUGCCAAGGGCCAGUGCGCCUACUAUGAUAAUGAGUUCUAUUUGAGAUAUAUGCGCGUGGCGGAUGAGGCUGGUGGCGUGGGCUCCGCGCUGCACAUCAUGCGGGAUUGCGUGGUGCACAUGCCCGUUGUGCUGGCCAUGGAGAAGAACUCGGCGCUGAAGCAACGCGUGGAUAGCACGUUACAACACAUGACAGAGGGUGGUUUGAUAGCCAAAUGGCUAAAGGAUGCGGUCAAACGUCUGCCCGCGGAGGCGCCUGCCCAACAGGAAGCGCUCAUGAAUCUCACCAAAUUCUGGAGCUCCUUUGUAGCCCUAGGCAUUGGCUAUGUAGCCUCGAUUCUGGCACUUUUGGUGGAGCAUUGGCACUUCAGGCACAUCAUUAUGAGGCAUCCCAUGUAUGAUGCACUCAAUCCCAGCUUGUACUAUAACUUCAAGCGCCUCUAUCCGGAUUAGGGCAACAGUUCUGGAAUGCUCUGCUUAUGCACUAUACAUUAAGGCAAGCACAAGCAGCACAUCCACCCCAUAACGGAAUGAUUUACAGACAUCCAAUCCACUUACGCAAUGCUUAUAAUUACCAGCGGCAGAUGACAAAUGUUUUGUGGGGUACUCGAAAAAGCUGAAAAGUCUUCAUUGACGCACCACGAACAAAUGGCAAGAGGCCGUAGAUGUGAUGCCAUUUAUCAUGACGUGGCCCAAGUGGCCUCAAGUGGCUCCCCCCGAAAGCAAUGUGGUGAAUAAAUUCCAAGAGCCUUUUCGGUUGUGCCUUCAAUCAACUUUUGUGGUAAAUAAUGAUUUGCAUUGUUUAUGAGUUUAAUGCACAUUAGGCAUUAUUUGUUUAUGGCCAACGGAUCCAUCGAUUCGACACAAAUCCUGAGAUUCUCGUGCAGCAAUCGGAUGCUAAAUGCUAAAAGCCCAUAAAUAAAACGCUUUUAAGUGGCGAACUAAACCCAAAACAAAGAAAAACAUUUCUACACACCAAACACAGAAAUGAUUCCCCUUCAGAACUGUGUGGAGAUAUCGUCGGAGAGUGGCUGGGGAGCACUUCAUAAUUUGGAAUCAGCAGCAGAAUCGAAACGAAAAAAUACAAAUGGAAGACCACAAAAUACUAGCAGAUGAGCUCUUCUAGCUCUUGAGAGUUAAGCUAAGCGGAUACAUGAUGACAGAUUAAAGGUCAGCAAAAUGGAACAUAAUCGACAGUCUGGAAUAUCACAGUAAUGGGAGAGAUGCUACGCCUACAAGGCUUUUGUUGUUUGACUUUUGGAGCUACAAACUUAUGUCUGGAAAUAUAAAUUAAAAAUUUGGAAUUUUCUGCACGCUUUAUCCCUCACGUGCAUCUACAAUAUCUACAUGGCGACAACUUCGACUCUUAGAUGCAUUCGACUCUACUUUCG